Megachile rotundata (alfalfa leafcutting bee) is the source of this 1352-nucleotide messenger RNA. It is a transcript of the gene cpb, whose product is annotated as F-actin-capping protein subunit beta. Gene Ontology annotation, molecular function: actin filament binding. The record is from RefSeq and is a predicted model, not a curated record. Gene Ontology annotation, biological process: cell morphogenesis; negative regulation of filopodium assembly; barbed-end actin filament capping. NCBI's taxonomy places the organism in Eukaryota, Metazoa, Arthropoda, Insecta, Hymenoptera, Megachilidae. Gene Ontology annotation, cellular component: F-actin capping protein complex; cytoplasm.
CAAUUCAUAAAAACGAAUUAUAAAACUUUUUAUCCGCUGAGUAUAUAUUUUCAGCGUUACAUCGUCAUAUUAGUCAUGUGCAUCGCCAUAGAUUACAGAGUAUGCAGAAAUCAAACUCAGUUUAACAUGCGUACAUAAAGCAAGAAUCUGUCAUUUACUAAAAUUAUUCUGUAAUGAAGUAGACAAUAAAUACCAGUUGCCAAAGAUCAAGAUUUAUCUUGACAUAAUUACUCUUUACACACACAGAACAAUAUUCUGUUGUUAAUUUAUAGUAAUUUUUGUUUAAAUUAUAUUGGUAACAUUGCAUUAGUUGUUGGCCAAUCAACAGCAGUCUUGACACGCCCCUUGAAUAUUCGUUUUCGGUGACUGAAUGCGGGUCGGCGAAUAAACAGUUUCGAUAAAAUUUUUCAUUGAUUUCGUAGUUUUGAUUGAUUGAUGAUCUGAUUGACACUGAUAAAACUUUUCAAUUCCCUAAAAUGACGGAGCAGCAAAUGGAUUGCGCAUUGGAUUUGAUGAGAAGACUGCCACCUCAACAGAUUGAAAAGAAUUUAAGCGAUUUAAUAGACUUAGUGCCAUCCCUUUGUGAAGAUCUUUUAUCUUCUGUUGAUCAACCUUUGAAAAUUGCAAAAGAUAAGGAAUCAGGAAAAGAUUAUUUACUUUGUGAUUAUAACAGGGAUGGAGACUCUUAUCGAUCUCCUUGGAGCAAUACAUACGACCCACCAUUAGAAGAUGGUUCAAUGCCUUCUGAGAGACUCAGAAAGCUAGAAAUAGAUGCAAACCAUGCAUUUGAUCAAUACAGAGAACUCUAUUUUGAGGGUGGAGUUUCUUCUGUUUAUUUAUGGGAUUUGGAUCAUGGUUUUGCAGCAGUGAUUUUAAUAAAAAAAGCAGGAGAUGGAUCAAAGAAAAUUAAAGGCUGUUGGGAUUCCAUUCAUGUUGUUGAAGUCCAAGAGAAGUCUACUGGACGAACUGCACACUAUAAAUUAACUUCCACUGCUAUGCUUUGGUUACAGACUAAUAAACACGGUUCUGGAACAAUGAAUCUUGGAGGAAGUCUUACCAGACAGGUAGAACAAGAUGCCCAAAUAAGUGAGAGUUCUCCGCACAUUGCUAAUAUCGGUCGUAUGGUCGAAGAUAUGGAAAAUAAAAUUCGAAAUACCCUAAAUGAAAUAUAUUUCGGGAAAACGAAAGAUAUCGUAAACGGAUUAAGAUCCGUUCAAUCCCUAGCAGAUCAAAGACAACAAGCUGCUCUCAGACAGGAUCUAGCAGCCGCACUUCAAAGGAGAAACGCCAAUAAUUGAUCCACCGAAGAAGAUCAACUUUCCUUCGAUUUUGAAGAGUGUCAAUAAAAAAAA